Raphanus sativus (radish) is the source of this 1181-nucleotide messenger RNA. RefSeq lists its product as uncharacterized. Lineage: Eukaryota; Viridiplantae; Streptophyta; Magnoliopsida; Brassicales; Brassicaceae. Gene Ontology annotation, molecular function: protein binding. The record is from RefSeq and is a predicted model, not a curated record. The coding region runs from base 74 to 934 and encodes 286 amino acids. The transcript is spliced from 3 exons.
UCACUUCUCAAGUUCUCAACACACAGCUCAUAAACCCUAAAGAAUCUCAGAAUCCGAUCCCGAGGAAAGAAAGAUGCUCUUACGAAGCGCGUCGACUCCACUCCUCAACUCGCUGGUCCAUGCCUCGAGCCCGAGGGAAUCAUCUCCAAUCGAAGCCGAAUCUGUUCACCAGAUCCAACGGCCCAGAUCACUGAUGCUCUCUUCCUCUUCCUCCUGCUGUUGUUACAGCCCGAUGUCCGUCCACUCGAGCGACGAAUCCGCGAGGAGGAUGAAACGGACGGCGUCGGAGAGCGAUCUACGUCAUCUGACGUCGACUAAGCCGAGUAAGUUCCUCAGCGGCGGCGGCGGUGCUCUGAUGGAGGACGUGGAAGAAGGAAUCGGGUUCGGACUUAUACGCACGUCUUCUUAUGAUGGAUUGAGCUGGAGUCUGGAGGAGGAUGGUACUGAGGUUAGCGGCGGUUGCGGUGGUGGUGGUCGGGUUAUCCACGGCGGAGGAAACGGCGACGGAUCGGACGGUGAGGAUGGAGGAGAUGAUAGCACAGACGUUCACUAUCGUAAGAUGAUUGAAGCGAAUCCAGGAAACGGGAUUUUUCUCAGCAAUUACGCUAAGUUCUUGAAAGAGGUUCGAAAAGAUUACUUGAAAGCAGAGGAGUAUUGCGGGAGAGCGAUUCUGACGAAUCCUAACGAUGGGAAUGUUCUGGCAAUGUACGCUGAAUUGGUGUGGACUAUCCAUAAGGAUUCGUCUCGUGCUGAGUCUUACUUCAAUCGAGCUGUUGCAGCUGCUCCUGAUGACUGUUAUGUACAAGCUUCAUAUGCGCGGUUUCUUUGGGAUGCGGAUGAGGAGGAAGAAGAGGGACAUGAAAAAGAAUUUGAGCCUCAGACUUCUCGAAUGAGUUUCUACACUGGUCCUUCUCCAAUUACGGCCAUGUCUUAACUCGUGUGGUCUCGGCAUCUCCAUCCAGUUUUAUGUUUCAUAGAUUUAGAUAAACGUGUUACGUCUAUGAUCUAUCUGACCGGUUUGUUUUAAUGUAAAUUCGUUGUUAGUGUUUGCCUGUUUCUCUGCUUCAGUUUUAGAAUUUGUCUUAGUUGUAACUUGUAGUAGCACCACUGAAAGAAAAAUAAAGAAUGUAACUCUUUUUUUUUCCGAUUGAUGUUUAAUAAAAUUGAGAAUGUGUUGAUUA